CAGCUCAACGCCGAUGGUUUAGACACAGCAAGCACAAGCUGUAUUUACUACAAACUUUUUAAGCACGAAAGUGGCGUCUGAAUAAAUAGUACACAAAUACAAAAUUAAAAAAAAAAAAUAUAAAAAGUAAACACAGAAGGCAGCGUUUUUCCUCCUUGUUGUAUUUUUUUUUUGGUUUUUUGCUUGUCACCCAACAGCCGCUGUAGUUUCAAUUCAAAACCCAUUCGAAUACCGAUUGCCGAUUCGAAAAGCGAUCCCAACUGCAUUUGCAGCCGUGUGUCAAUGUAAAUGAUUGCGAGCAAACAGAAACAAACGCCGAUUAAAAAACAAACAAACAAACAAUUCGAUCGGAGGAGCAGUGCAUUAGUGAGUCUCAGUCUAAUUUGAUCCCGCCAGCAGGAUGUCACCCAAGGACGGCAGCCUGGGCGAUCCCAAAUUCGCCAAGUACACGGUGAACCAUGAGCCACCUCCUCCGGCGACGACGACACAGACCACCACCACCACCACCACUGGUGUGGACAAGACGAUGGCCAAGGAAAAGGACAAUGCCACAACGAGCCCGCCCGUGAAACGAUCGUGGCGCGAGAAGAUCCGCCUGGUGGCCAACAAUGUCACCGUGGAACCGAUCCUGGCCGCCUACAUCAUGCCCAGCGUGCUCUCCAAUCUGGCCACCCAGAAUCUCAACCUGGAGAAGGCCUGUCGUGUGAACAUGGCCUACGGGGAUGAGGUGUGCGAUGCCCUCACCCGCCGCCAAACAGCCAACUACACACUGGAGGAGGAAACAGUGCAGCAAAUGGUGGCGCGAAUGGCCGCCUGGAAGACGGUGAUCCAGUCCCUGUUUCCCUGCCUGCUGAUCCUCUUCUGGGGUUCCUGGAGCGAUCGCCAUCGCCGGCGGAAGCCCUGCAUCCUCAUCCCGGUGGUGGGCGAGUUCCUGGGCGUCGUCGGCCUGAUGCUGUGCGUCUACUUCGAGCAGGCGCCCAUGGAGGCGGCCGCCCUCACGGAGGCUAUCUUCCCAUCCCUCAGCGGCGGCUGGUUCACCAUGUUGAUGGGCGUCUUUAGCUAUAUAGCGGACAUAACCACGGAGGAGGAUCGCACGCUGAGGAUCGGCAUUCUCAAUGUUUGCUUCUCGGUGGGUGUGCCCAUCGGCAUGGCCUUCAGUGGAGUCCUGCUCAAGCAAAUUGGAUUCUAUGGCGUAUUCUCGAUCUCGGCCGCCUUCUACGUGAUAGCCUUUGUCUACGGCUUCUUCUUCCUGGAGGAGCCACAAUCCCGGCCGGAGAAAAGUGCCGAGCAGAAGAGCCUGCUGGCCGACUUCUUUGACAAGGAGCACGUGGUGCAGACAUUCCGCGUGGCCUUCAAGAAGGGCGAGAAUCAGCGCCGCAAACGCGUCAUCCUGCUGAUGAUCGUGGUGAUGGUCAUCAUUGGUCCACUUCACGGCGAGAUGGCAGUGACGUAUCUAUUCACCCGAUUCCGUUUCAAUUGGUCGGAGGUGGAGUUCAGUUUCUUUUCGACUUAUGCCAUGUUUACCGGUCUCAUCGGUGUGAUUUUCUGCGUGGGUAUUCUCUCCCACAAGCUGAACAUCGAUGAUGCACUGGUCGGUGUAUUGUCCAGCACCUCGAAGAUCCUGUCGUCCUUUGUCUACGCCUUUGCCACUUUGCCGUGGCAUAUGUACCUGGGCGGACUGGUGGAGAUCUUCAAUGGCACGGCCUUCAUAGCAAUGCGUUCGAUAGCCACCAAAUUGGUGUCCAAGGACGAGCUGGGCAAGGUGAACUCGCUGUUUGGAGUGGCCGAGGCCCUAAUGCCCAUGGUAUUUGCACCCAUGUACACCACCUUGUAUGCAGCCACUUUGAGAGUCCUGCCAGGUGCCUUCUUUCUGCUCGGCGGCGGUCUUACCCUGUUCUCCGUCUUCAUAUUCCUAUGGAUGUACCGAUUCCAGGUUCGCCAGCGGCGAAAACUGGCCACCUCGGAUGCGGAAAGUGCCUCCGUGAAGGAUCCCAAUGGCAAUAUCAAUGCCAUCGAAGCCUUGGUCCUGGCCAGCGAGGCCAAGGGUCAGAUGAACGGCAUCCUUGCCAAUGUGAUACACGAGUCCUUGGAGCACGCCGAUCAUACAGCGACACCACCAAUCACAAACAAUACACAAUCAAUCGAACGGGGCAUCGAGAACCAUGGGUUCGUCCAGGAGGAGAAGGUCAAGGAUAGGGAUUGUUGAUGAUGUUGGCGAGAUGAGAAGGGGAUCCAAGUAUUAUCCCAUCCUCAUGUACAUACUCACAUUCCGUUGAGGAACUUGAAGAUCGGGCGUUGAAAUAGUCGGGAAAAGAUGAGAGCUCUCUUUUUCGGGAUUUCUGUAUUGAGUAAAUCGAAUCGAUAAAUAUUAUUGAUUUAAUUAAAAUGGAAAUUCCUGACGAAGAGCUUUACACUCGUCUGAAUUUCCCUUUUAUUCUCGAACCUUAACCUGUUUCUAUUCCUAUUCACCUAAACAAUGUGUACAAUUACAAAUAUUAUUAUUUUUUUUAUUUAGCCAUAAGUUUCGAAAUGUAUUUUCUUUUUCGUUGUAAUUAUCGUACCUUUUGUUAUUAUUAUGAUUUCCUUUUUUUGCUUAGCUGUAAGGAGUGUUAAGAUGAAUUUAAU
Molecule: messenger RNA, 2625 nt
Organism: Drosophila santomea
Lineage: Eukaryota; Metazoa; Arthropoda; Insecta; Diptera; Drosophilidae
Product: solute carrier family 46 member 3
Exons: 5
Coding region: 401-2206 (601 amino acids)
Biological process (GO): transmembrane transport
Cellular component (GO): membrane
Molecular function (GO): transmembrane transporter activity
Source: RefSeq, a predicted model, not a curated record